Pecten maximus is the source of this 4861-nucleotide messenger RNA. RefSeq names its product 2',3'-cyclic-nucleotide 3'-phosphodiesterase-like. Gene Ontology annotation, molecular function: 2',3'-cyclic-nucleotide 3'-phosphodiesterase activity. Gene Ontology annotation, biological process: cyclic nucleotide catabolic process. The coding region runs from base 81 to 1490 and encodes 469 amino acids. The transcript has 3 exons. Gene Ontology annotation, cellular component: membrane; cytoplasm. NCBI's taxonomy places the organism in Eukaryota, Metazoa, Mollusca, Bivalvia, Pectinida, Pectinidae. The record is from RefSeq and is a predicted model, not a curated record.
UCUGUGUGUCAACAUUGCAACACAAACUGUAAAUAGGCGAAAUUUUGUCCUUUUUCCUGGUUUCAAAACAAAUAUCAAUCAUGGGGAACUGUUGUGGAAAGAGAAAGGACUACAAACAUGUUAAAACGGACGAAAACGAAAUCGCAGAUCUCGAAAACUUAGAAAAUUCACAAGCUGUCACUGUCGGCACACAACAGAGGCUGGAAUUCGUCAUUGAGGAAGAAAGAAGCGAGGACCCUUUACAUGUGGAGCCCCCUGCCUUACUGAAAACAGAGCAUGUGUCAGAUCCAGAGGACACAAUGGACUUCCCUUUUUUUCGAGAUCAAAAAACCAUCAAUCACAUUCAGAAAUGUCAGACAAUGUUUAUAAUGAGAGGUCCUCCAGGAAGUGGGAAAUCCAGUCUGGUGCGUCAAAUGGAAUCUAUUUACAAAUUGCCAGUUGUGUGUUCAGCUGAUAACUACUUCAUGAACGAAGAUGGUCAGUACAAGUUCAACGCCAGUCACUUACCUUAUGCUCACAAGGACUGCCAAGAAAAGGCGAAGGCAGCCUGUAGUCGUGGUAACAAGGUUGUUGUUAUUGACAACACAAACAUAAAACGAUGGGAAAUGAAACCUUACAUAGACACGGCAAAGGCAAACCAGUAUGUUGUGAUAAUCGUUGAGCCAAGGACAAAGUGGCGCUUUGAUGCUGAAGAGUUAGCCAAGAGGAACAGUCAUGGCGUAAAGGCAGAUGAUAUACGAAAGAAAAUAAGUGGCUACCAGGAAAAUGCUCCAUACUAUUUUGGAUGGUUUCUCACAGUUAGUGACUCUGUACAAUUAAAAGAUAUAGCAAAAGAUUGUGUGAUAGAGUCAGUGAAAAGUUACCCAGAAAUUAGAGACAAAAUGUUCCCAAACAUUGAAUCGUUAGCAGACUUGACUGAGGAGAUGGUAUACCAGUACUUCAGCUUACAAAAUGAAGAGACACCAUGCCUGUUACACUGCACAGCGAAAUUCAUAGGAAAUCCUAAAAAUCCUGUCCCACGCCGGGCCGAGUAUCUUCAACGAGAUGACGUGAAAGCUGCCUGUGGUAAAGUGUUUGAGCUGACCAUCACAGGAAUCACGAUUACACCACGUACUAUAGGGGCAAAGGUCAUUCUCACAACUGCACAGUGUAAACUUUUCGAUAAACCAGAGGAGGAAGAACGAGACAAAUUUUUAGCAUCCUCAACAAAUAGAUUGAACUCCCUGGGACAAGAAACCGCGACAAGCACUCUUGAACGAGGCAGGAGUGCUCAUAUAACCAUUGCUGCUGCAGAUGGUGUUAAAAAUGUCCAGACUACAUUUGACCUUCUUGACAUCUGUGACCUUGAGUGGAGAAAUUUAAUGAUGGGGAAAAAUAUAGAGAGUAUACAAAUUAAGUGUGGUAGUAUGAGGCACAUUGGGGGAGAUUUGUGUGAAGUUGAUCUCUCUAGCCCUAUCAGAGUGUGUACUCUAUUCUCAGGAUUUUAUUAAAUGUUUCAUACAUCAACUGAUUUUUUUUGUGAGUGGUCAGGAUUGAAAGUAUGGAAAGAAAACCCUAUCAACAGUUAUUUUUCAUACUUUUAAACAAAAGAAUCUUCUAAUUAUCUACCUACCUUUUCUUUGCUCAAAUGUUUUAUUUUGAUAUUGUGCCAAGAUCCAUUUUUUGUAGUACAUCAAAAAUAUUCCUCUCGUUAAAACCCAAGACUUUUUGUCUGUUUCAUAUAUGUUGCCCAUUCUCUUGACAAUAAUAGAUUAAGAGUCAUAAAGAUGAAAAUCAUUUUGACAAAAUUUAAUUUUCCAUUAAUUGAUGAAUUUCACAACUUUUGCAGUAUUUUAAAUAAGCUAUCUGUUAAUAAUGUUCUGAUUCUUUUAUGCAUUUUAGAGGACAUAAUGUUCCUCUCUUCUCUGACUCCCUGUCAUAUUUUGUACACGACUCUGACAUCCCGAUGGUAUUUUGUACACCACUCUGACAUCCAGGUUGCAUUUUGUACACCUCUCUGACAUCCAGGUUGCAUUUUGUACACCACUCUGACACUUGGUUGUAUUUGUACACCACUCUGACAUCCAGGUUGCAUUUUGUACACCACUCUGACAUCCAGGUUGCAUUUUGUACACCACUAUGACAACUGAUCAUAUUUGUACACCACUCUGACACUUGGUUGUAUUUUGUACACCACUCUGACACCUGAUCGUAUUUGUACACCACUCUGACACUUGGUUGUAUUUGUACACCAAUCUGACACCUGGUUGUAUUUUGUACACCACUCUGACACUUGGUUGUAUUUGUACACCACUCUGACACCUGAUCGUAUUUGUACACCACUCUGACACUUGGUUGUAUUUGUACACCACUCUCACACCUGGUUGUAUUUUGUACACCACUCUGACACUUGGUUGUAUUUUGUACACCACUCUCACACCUGGUUGUAUUUUGUACACCACUCUGACACUUGGUUGUAUUUGUACACCACUCUGACACUUGGUUGUAUUUUGUACACCACUCUGACACUUGGUUGUAUUUGUACACCACUCUGACACUUGGUUGUAUUUUGUACACCUCUCUGACACUUGGUUGUAUUUGUACACCACUCUGACACUUGGUUGUAUUUUGUACACCACUCUGACACUUGAUUGUAUUUUGUACACCACUCUGACACCUGGUCGUAUUUUGUACACCACUCUGCCACCUGAUCGUAUAUCUACUCGAUUGACAUGAAUAGUACUGUUCAGUACUAAGGUGUAUAUGUUCCAGCUGGUUCUGUUAUUAUACAAUUUUGUUUAUUUCCAGAAAACCUUUAAGAUUUGUUGAUGAUUUACAGUUUUUUAUUUGAUAUAUGUAAUAAAUCAAAAUCUAGUUUGUAGUGACUUUACUUUAUCUGGUAAAGUGAAUAACUCUGUUGUCCUCAAAGUUUUGAAAGAUUGGGAUUUCUUUUGAAUUUCUUACAUAAUUAUAUGUAAAAUGUUUUAAAGCGUGAAUCUUAGUAUUACCAUUAUUUUUCUACCCAGGUGCCCAAGGGAAAUAACCCUGGCAGCACCUUAGACUGCAUCAGUCUAAGCUUAGAGGUUAAGAGUCAAGCUUGAAAUGAGCAGAUAUCAAGCAUCAUUGUGUCAAUGUGGGUAAAUUGGAAGAUGAAGUCUGAUUUGGAUGUAAAUAUGGAAGUAUUGUAGAUCUGUGGGUGGUAAAUAUUGUACCUGUAUAUCAGAUGUAUGCUUAAACAUCUUCAUUUGCAGCUAAAGUCAAUAUAUACUAAUAUUUACAUAUCUUACCAUAAUUCAAUGUGUAUAGUGUGCAUAAUACAGGACAUUGUAAAGUCAAUACAAAGCCAUGAUUCUGUGUGUAUGGUGUACAUUAUCAUAUGCAGGGCCCUUUUAGGUCAAUAAAAACACAAUUUUGUGUGUAUGAUGUCCAUAUCUAGGGCCCUUUUCGGUAUAAAAUCACAAUUCUGUGUGGUGUCCAUGUCCAUAUCUAGGGCCUUUUUUAAUAUAAAACCACAAUUUUGUGUGACUGGUGUAGUAAGUGUACAUACAUGUAUGUAGGGUGUAUACAUAUAAGUAAUAGAGUGCCUCCCUCCAAGUAUUAACAUAAAGAGAGUGUGACCAGAUGUCAGUCAUCUUGUCACUUGUGACCAGUUAUACUGACCAGAUGUCAAUCAUCUUGUCACUUGUGACCAGAUAUACUGACUAGAUAUCGAUCAUCUUGUCACUUGUGACUAGUUAUACUGACCAGAUGUCAAUCAUCUUGUCACUUGUGACCAGAUAUGCUGACUAGAUAUCGAUCAUCUUGUCACUUGUGACCAGUUAUACUGACUAGAUGUCAAUCAUCUUGUCACUUGUGACCAGUUAUACUGACUAGAUGUCAAUCAUCUUGUCACUUGUGAUAAGUUAUACUGACUAGAUGUCAAUCAUCUUGUCACUUGUGACCAGUUAUACUGACUAGAUGUCGAUCAUCUUGUCACUUGUGAUAAGUUAUACUGACUAGAUGUCAAUCAUCUUGUCACUUGUGACCAGUUAUACUGACUAGAUGUCAAUCAUCUUGUCACUUGUGACCAGUUAUACUGACUAGAUGUCGAUCAUCUUGUCACUUCUGACCUUUUAUACUGACUAGAUGUCGAUCAUCUUGUCACUUGUGAUAAGUUAUACUGACUAGAUGUCAAUCAUCUUGUCACUUGUGACCAGUUAUACUGACUAGAUAUCGAUCAUCUUGUCACAUGUGACCGGCUAUACUGACUAGAUGUUGAUCAUCUUGUCACUUGUGACCGGUUAUACUGACUAGAUGUUGAUCAUCUUGUCACUUGUGACCAGCUAUACUGACUAGAUGUCGAUCAUCUUGUCACAUUGUGACCGGUUAUACUGACUAGAUGUUGAUCAUCUUGUCACUUGUGACUUUACUGAUACUGAUAGUAUAUACACUUGUAAUUGUAGAACUCAAACAAACAUUGUUCUUACUUAGACAAAGCCAUUUCGUUGAUUGAUGGACACAUGGACAUCCAACCCAUUGUCCUUAUGAUACAGAUUAAGUCCCUGUGACCAUGGAUCACUGUAAAUGUUCUUAUUUUGGCAUGCUCAAAUUUUAGCACAAAAGUUCAUUAAAAUAGAUAAUUGAAUGAUGAAUUAGCCCUCUGACAAUUAAUGCUUGCCGUAUAAAACAUUAUAGAAAAAGUGCCAUUAGCAGAAUCAUAAUUUUGCAAAAUUCUUCUGGCGCAAAAAAUCUAAAAUAAGAUUACAACUAAAAUACUGUAAACGUAGUUAAUUUCGCAAUUUUGAUAUGUCAAGUAUACGCAUUGGAGCACUUUUUGCGAUUGACCCACCUUCUUUUGUAGUUCGAGAAUUCGUAAACAAAAUAAUAUGUGGGGGGGGGAGGG